This is a messenger RNA of Punctularia strigosozonata HHB-11173 SS5, 1290 nucleotides long. RefSeq lists its product as uncharacterized. Lineage: Eukaryota; Fungi; Basidiomycota; Agaricomycetes; Corticiales; Punctulariaceae. The record is from RefSeq and is a predicted model, not a curated record. The transcript is spliced from 6 exons. Bases 1 to 1275 code for a protein of 424 amino acids.
AUGACCAUCUCGUUCUCCUUCCCGAUGGAGUCUCUCCCCGACUACGCAUAUCAGCGCAGUCACAGCCCCGAAGCCGUUGAUGACUCGUACGAGCCCUCAGAACGAGAGUUCCAUCUCACCGCCAAGGACGGAAUUCCUUGGGCCACGCUUCGCGUGUCGAGUCGCUCGUCGGAGGGAUCACCGGUAGUCCACGAGGGCGAUGAAAUCUCCGGACGAGUGGAGCUCAACAUCCGCUGCGCGGACAUAACAGCGGUCACGAUUGCGCUGAUAGGUCGCGUCGAGGGUGACGUGGUAUCCGGUCGACACACAUUUCUGAACAUGACCAAAACGCUUCUAUGUCCGCAAUCCGAACUCUCGAGGCGCGACUCUGUUACUACAAUAUCGUCUAUUAGCUCCCGGAUGUUCAGCCCGCGUCGCAAGCUCACUGGGGAUUUCUCGCUGCCAUUCAGUUUCGCGCUCCCGGAGACCGUUGACGUUCGGAGCCACCUCUCUCAGCGCACCCAUACAUGUCGUCUUCCGCCUUCUUCGAACGAAAGCGGGGCGCGUUUCAACUUCUCGUACAAACUCGUUCUUCGCGUGUGCCGACCUCGAUUGCAACUGGAUUCCUCACUGAACGUGCCGAUCUUGUAUUUGCCCAUCACGCACCAAGAGGCACCGUCUCCCCUCCGGGAGCUGGCGAACCUGGGACAUAUGCCGCUACUUGGCGUCGAGGGUGACCCUGAAGGGUGGAGGUCACUUCCUCCUGCCACCGUGCGUGGACGAGCCUUCGGGCGACGAGAUAUAGGCGUUGAAUGUAUGCUGUCGGUUGCUCGACCUCUUUGUUGUUCCAGGGGUGCCACCAUAUCUCUAAUGCUACGGCUUCGAUCGGAUGAUUUGCAAGCAUUGGCUCUUCUCUCUCGCCCCUGCGCUCCUUCCGUCUCGAUUCAAAUCCAGUACAGUAACGACCAGGGCGUACCCAACAGCACCGCACAUUACCAAUACAACCGACGGGUUGUCAAAGCCUGCUGGAAACCGUUCGUCGAGCCUGGUAACGAGCACCCGGACGAACACGAGCGGAUUCUCUACAGCGAACUGCGGCUGCCCAGCGACGCGGUACCUACCGUGCGCUUUGGACCCUACAAAAUAUUGUAUUACAUCGUGAUGGACACGCCGAUCGUCACCGGAUUUGCGCCCAACUCCUACUCGCGACUCGCGACUCAACCGCUCGAGGUCGUUGCGGACCCUCAAGCGGUGCAGCAUACCCACAGCGCCUUGCCUCCUCCGUAUCUUCAUUGAAGAUGUGAAAUUAUG